Messenger RNA from Malaya genurostris, 742 nucleotides. Its product is annotated as NADH-quinone oxidoreductase subunit B 2-like. Bases 76 to 717 code for a protein of 213 amino acids. Gene Ontology annotation, molecular function: quinone binding; NADH dehydrogenase (ubiquinone) activity; 4 iron, 4 sulfur cluster binding. NCBI's taxonomy places the organism in Eukaryota, Metazoa, Arthropoda, Insecta, Diptera, Culicidae. The transcript has a single exon. Gene Ontology annotation, biological process: aerobic respiration; mitochondrial respiratory chain complex I assembly; electron transport coupled proton transport. The record is from RefSeq and is a predicted model, not a curated record.
CCGAUUUCGAGAUUAUCUGAAUAAAUUUCACGAAGUUACAACAUUCACAGCCACUAUAAUAAUAUUGCUGAAAUAAUGAGUUCUGUGGUGUGUUUGGUGCUCGCAAAUGGGCGUCGAUCGAUGGCCGCCCUCAGAGUUCCUGCAGUUUUGAAUACGGGUACGGUUCGAGAGAAAAACACCAUGCCAGUGGUCAAUACGGACAAACCAGAACAGGUGAAGUAUUCUCCUUUCGGAAGAAAACAAGCAAACUGGGGCGAAUGGACCGUCGCUCGGUUGGAUGACCUAUUGAACUGGGGACGCAAAGGUUCGAUCUGGCCAAUGACUUUCGGAUUGGCUUGCUGUGCCGUCGAAAUGAUGCACAUAGCGGGCCCCCGGUACGACAUGAAUCGUUUCGGUGUCACAUUUCGGGCUUCACCACGGCAGGCCGAUUGCAUGAUUGUAGCCGGAACAGUGACUAACAAAAUGGCUCCGGCCAUGCGCAAGGUAUACGACCAAAUGCCGGAACCCCGGUGGGUCAUAUCGAUGGGUAGUUGUGCCAAUGGUGGUGGCUAUUACCACUAUUCGUAUUCGGUCGUCAGAGGCUGCGAUCGUAUCAUCCCGGUGGAUAUUUUUGUUCCCGGUUGUCCACCGACAGCAGAAGCGCUACUGUACGGCGUUUUACAGCUGCAGAAAAAAAUCAAGCGAUCCAGAACUCUGCAGAUGUGGUAUAGGAAAUAGAAGAGUCAUUUACUUUCCUUACAUA